GAGGUGGAGCUAGGGUUUAGGGCGUGGUGGAGAAAUGCUUGGCGCCCCGGCGCAUCGGCAGCUCGGAUUCUCGUCGCCAACGUUCUGCCAGUGGAUAUGGAGGUCGGGAUUGCGCGGCGGCAGGGGCGCUAGGGCGCAAUCGCGAUCGCAAUCGCAAUGCGGGGGAUUCAUUCGCGUGUAUUCCGUCGCUGCGAGCGCCAAGGAGAAGAAGAAGCAGCAGGCCAGGUAUUCUUUUCAUGCCGAGCCUGGCGUCAGCUGGAUUUCGCUGGGAUUGUCCGGGGAAAUCUCACAGGCUGCUAUGAAGGCGGGGUUUGAUCGUCCCUCGGCGAUACAGGGUGCUGCAAUUCCUCGUAUUCUAGAAGGUGGUGACGUAAUUUUGGCUGCCGAGACGGGCAGUGGAAAAACUCAUGCGUAUCUCCUUCCGAUUUUUCAACUCCUUGCAAAGUCGAAUGAGGAAUUCAAGGAGAAGAAAGCCGAGGACGAGAAUGCUUACAUUCCACGCAGCUUUGCUUUGGUUUUGUGCCCGAACGCUACCCUGUGUCAACAAGCUGCCGAGAUGGCGACCAAGGUUUGCAGUAAGCUGGGUGAUUUUGUUCGGGUUGCUGUCAUAACGGGAGGUCAGGGAUGGCCAACAUCGCCCCCAGAUUUUGUGUUUGCUACACCGGGAGCCUUGAUAAACCACCUCUUCAGCUUCGAUCCAAAGCAAAAGCGUAGAACGGCUUUUUUAAGAGAUGCCCGUUAUGUGGUCUUUGAUGAAGCGGAUAUGCUCUUAUCAGGGGGUUUUGAACGGCAAGUGACCCAACGGUUGAUUCCACUGCUCAGGCUUGCCGAGAAAAAGCUUGCUGCGGAGGAAAAAGCCAUCCAGAAGCCGGGUAGUGAGCAAAAAAAGGAGGAAACCAAGCCAUGGACCGACUUUGAACCUUCUAAAGAAGAGGAAUUUGAAUCCGACGGUGAUUCUGAUAUGGAAAAGGAGAUAGCCAGUGAGUGGAAGGAAGCGGCAGCAGACAUCGAUUCUGAGACAGCUACUGACUGUACUCCCGGACCAACAGAAUCUGGCGGUGAUGAAAAGGGGGACGACACUACAAAGAAAAAGCGCAAGACAUACAGGAAAAAGUACAAAAGGAGCAAGCAAUACAUUUUUGUGGCUGCUACACUGCCGGUAGUAGGGAAAAAAACUCCUGCUAUAAUGCUCUCGUACCAAUUCCCGGACGCUACCUGGGUCAACGGCGAUUUCCUUCACCGACAAAUUCCAAGUGUAAAGCAUCAGUGGAUUGAGGUCGAUUCUAAAAAGCGAGUAGAAGCACUUCUCAAAGCCAUUGCCGCACGGCCAGAAGUUAAUGAGGCAGGUCCGCCACCAUCCUUUAUGCGGACGAUGGUGUUCGCGAACACCAUCGAGUCAGUUACUGCCAUUUCCAAAAUUCUGGAGAAAGUAAACAUCGUACCACUAUGUUACCAUAGAGAUAUCCCCUUGGAGGAGCGCACUAGCAACUUGAAAAGGUUUCAAGAUGAAGGCGGGAUACUGCUGUGUACAGAUUCAGGCGCUCGAGGACUUGACAUCCGUGAUAUUGGUCAUAUCGUCCAGGCCGAGUUUGCGUUAAACGCAGUCGAUUAUCUCCAUAGAGUGGGAAGAACGGGACGGGCUGGUAAUACCGGCGUUGUUACAAGUCUUUACACAGAAUCCAGUAAACCGCUUGCGGACGCUGUCCGUAUAGCAAUUUCUGAUGGCCAACCAGUGGAGGGAGCUUUCAGCAGGAAAAGAAGUUUCCGGAACAAGCUUAAAAAGAAAGAGUUGCAACAAGACCAAUCUAAGGAGAGCUCUUGCGAGGAGUCCCCAACACCUCUCUGAUGUCUUGUGGUUUGUGAGGCAUCAGUUUCUAUUUUGUAGCGUAGUGAGCUGUAUUUUGUGAUAUUAAUUCAAAGUCUGUCUGAUGAGUUUGAUA
This is a messenger RNA of Selaginella moellendorffii, 1940 nucleotides long. RefSeq names its product DEAD-box ATP-dependent RNA helicase 22. Gene Ontology annotation, molecular function: RNA helicase activity; ATP binding; RNA binding. The record is from RefSeq and is a predicted model, not a curated record. Gene Ontology annotation, cellular component: chloroplast. Bases 35 to 1846 code for a protein of 603 amino acids. The transcript has 8 exons. NCBI's taxonomy places the organism in Eukaryota, Viridiplantae, Streptophyta, Lycopodiopsida, Selaginellales, Selaginellaceae.